Molecule: messenger RNA, 3137 nt
Organism: Melanotaenia boesemani (Boeseman's rainbowfish)
Lineage: Eukaryota; Metazoa; Chordata; Actinopteri; Atheriniformes; Melanotaeniidae
Product: gastrula zinc finger protein XlCGF57.1-like
Exons: 2
Coding region: 533-1813 (426 amino acids)
Biological process (GO): regulation of transcription by RNA polymerase II
Cellular component (GO): nucleus
Molecular function (GO): DNA-binding transcription activator activity, RNA polymerase II-specific; RNA polymerase II cis-regulatory region sequence-specific DNA binding
Source: RefSeq, a predicted model, not a curated record
GAGAGCGCGAGUCAUUAAGCUGUUCCAGUCAUAGAUAAUAUAAUAAAGAUCUUUAUAAUAACUCCGACGUAUCUGGAUACUACUGUUGGUUUCUGUCCUCUGCUGACUCCAGCUCGCUGGGGAGAAACGACGGGGAGGAAGAAGGAUCGGACAAAGACUCGUUUAUCGAGGGGACCCUCGUGGGGAAGGAAGUGUUAUCUGCAGAUGCCUACAGCUGUUGGUGGUAGAAGAAGGGGUUCCCUGCAAAUGUGGUCUUGACAAGCAGGACUUGGAGCAUCUCUCCAUAAAACAGGAACCACAGGAUCUGUGGCCCAAUCAGGAUAAGUGAUGGAAGAUGGAAUGACGACAGGGCACAUAGGUCAGGUGUAAACAGUGACGUGGAGUGUAACACUGCCAGAAAAUCCCUCAUCUGCUCUGAAUGUGGCGAAGAGGUUCACCACCAACGAUCUCUCUAGAGACAUUUAACAAAGAAACCUUUAUUUAAACCAUACAAGAUGUUUUAAAGUGACACAUGUAAAAACUGUUAAAUUUAAUGUUUAUGUCAACAUCAAAAAUCUGUGGUAAAAUGACUGAAUGUGGACAAAGAUUUAGUCGCAAGACAAACUUAGACCGACACAUGAGAAACCACACAGGAGACAAACCAUUCAGCUGUGAUGAAUGUGGACAAAGAUUUAGUCAAAAGACAAGCUUAAACACACACAUGAGAAUUCACACAGGAGACAAACCAUUCAGCUGUGAUGAAUGUGGACAAAGAUUUAGUCAAAAGACAAACUUAAACACACACAUGAGAAUCCACACAGGAGACAAACCAUUCAGCUGUGAUGAAUGUGGACAAAGAUUUAGUCGCAAGACACACUUAAACCAACACAUGAGAAUCCACACAGGAGACAAACCAUUCAGCUGUGAUGAAUGUGGACAAAGAUUUAGUCAAAAGACACACUUAAACACACACAUGAGAAUCCACACAGGAGACAAACCAUUCAGCUGUGAUGAAUGUGGACAAAGAUUUAGUCACAAGACAAACUUAAACACACACAUGAGAAUCCACACAGGAGACAAACCAUUCAGCUGUGAUGAAUGUGGACAAAGAUUUAGUCAAAAGACAAGCUUAAACCAACACAUGAGAAUCCACACAGGAGACAAACCAUUCAGCUGUGAUGAAUGUGGACAAAGAUUUAGUCACAAGACAAACUUAAACACACACAUGAGAAUCCACACAGGAGACAAACCAUUCAGCUGUGAUGAAUGUGGACAAAGAUUUAGUCAAAAGACAAGCUUAAACCAACACAUGAGAAUUCACACAGGAGACAAACCAUUCAGCUGUGAUGAAUGUGGACAAAGAUUUAGUCGCAAGACACACUUAAACCAACACAUGAGAAUCCACACAGGAGACAAACCAUUCAGCUGUGAUGAAUGUGGACAAAGAUUUAGUGAGAAGUCAAACUUAAACAGACACAUGAGAAUCCACACAGGAGACAAACCAUUCAGCUGUGAUGAAUGUGGACAAAGAUUUAGUGAGAAGUCAAGCUUAAACCAACACAUGAGAAUCCACACAGGAGACAAACCAUUCAGCUGUGAUGAAUGUGGACAAAGAUUUAGUGAGAAGUCAAACUUAAACCAACACAUGAGAAUCCACACAGGAGACAAACCAUUCAGCUGUGAUGAAUGUGGACAAAGAUUUAGUGAGAAGUCAAGCUUAAACCAACACAUGAGAAUCCACACAGGACAGAGACCGUUUCCUUGUGAGGUUUGUGGUGAAUUAUUUAGAUGGCGUGUCUCUUUAAAAGGACACAUGCGUGUCCACACAAAAUAGAAACGACGAAAGUGCAAAAUUUUGCUACUAAUCUGUAAAUAUGAGCUGGUUAGAGGAACUUCAAGGGGGUAUUCUACGGUGGUGAUAGACUGUGGUGUCUCUUCAGUACCAUUGACCUUUCCUUGAACAUUACCUGGGCAUGUCUAGGGCAAAAUGUGCCUCAUCAGAUUUUGUUGUCUUUUUUUAGUAGUUGAAAUCUGUUGUUCAUUCAUUCAUUGCCCAUUGGUACCUUCACAAAUUUGUCCAUGUUUUGCUAGCAGCUAAGAUCCUAAUCUCGAUGAGCUCGCAAGACAGGUGAAGAGUUGUUAUGAUGCAAAAACACAAAUUAAUAACUUAGAUCCUUACAAGCUGAAUGAUGAAUGACGUUCAGGUUUAGGUGUUUCCACCUGUUCAGUCUCAGACAUCUGUGUUUAUCUGGUGUUUGGACGUUCUGUCAAGAAUUUAAAAACUACUGAUGAUUAAAUGCUCCUGCAGCCAUUUUACAAAGGGAAGGAAGAGGACCGAGUCUAGAAAUAUUCGGCUACAACAACAUCGCCUCUCGCCUGACUAACUUGGUUAGGCUCUAGCCCCACAAACAGGUAAAGAACAUGGAUGGCAGUAUGGGCGAUAUAAUGUGUUGUUGUUCACCUGAGGGUUGUAUUUACUUAUAAGCCUGGUACACAUAUAACACUAUUUGGGCUGUUUUUGUCCUGAUUUUGCCUCUUCCCAACCUUGGACGGCAAACGCCCGAUCAUCGUGUGAUUUCCCUGUCCAGUCAUAAUAUGGUCUGUGGUGUGUUAUGAGCCGAUUUGUCCUGAUAAUCUGCUCCGAUAUGGGUCAUAGCCACAGUUGGGAACACUGAACAUGUUUAAUAUUUCAGUGCCGAUUUCUGAAGAACACCGCCGACUCGUGCAUUGUGACUGUGUGGGGGGUGACGUGGCACGGAAUGUGGCCAAUCAGAGCGAGCUGGCUGGGGAGCAAGGAAAUAAACAAAGCCCGUGUUCACGCCGUCUCCAGUCUGAUAUUUUUUUUACUUCUGCCUUUUUCUGUUAACAAUGGUCCCAAGACCUCCAUCAUUCCCCCGUCCUAUAUAUCCCCUUCUUUCCCCCUUCUUUCCGAUUGUUACCAUGUUUCUUCUUCUUUGCUUUUUCUGUUAACAAUGGUCCCAAGACCUCCAUCAUUCCCCCGUCCUAUAUAUCCCCUUCUUUCCCCUUUCUUUCCGAUUGUUACCAUGUUUCUUCUUCUUUGCUUUGUGCCAGUUGUUGCCAUGCUUCUUUUUCUACGCUUUUUGCCGGUUGUUGCUAUGGUUCUUCUUCUACAUUUUUUGCUGGUUGUUGAUGUGGUU